Molecule: messenger RNA, 840 nt
Organism: Lachancea meyersii CBS 8951
Lineage: Eukaryota; Fungi; Ascomycota; Saccharomycetes; Saccharomycetales; Saccharomycetaceae
Source: the annotation of a GenBank genome assembly
AUGCAAUUCUUCAAAGCGGCCACAGCACUAGCGCUUCUCACCUCCUGGGUGCAAGCUGACGAAAAUGUCAGAUACAUCACGUCCGAUGGCGUGGUGUACAGCUUCGCAGUUGUCACCAGCACUAUCAGGCCUGCGACAACUUAUUUGAGUACUUUGUACUACACAACUACCGAGGUAGUUCCGGUAACUUUGGCGAAUGAGGUGGUCACCUCGUCAACAAAGGCAGUCACGAAGACGUCUACGAUGUCAGUCACGAGCUCAGAGACGGACUCGCCUGAGCAAACGAGCACGAGUGUCAGCACGAGUGCCAGUCCUAGCUUUAGUGCCAGUUCUAGCUCUAGUGCCAGUUCUAGCUCUAGUGCCAGUUCUAGCUCUAAUGCCAGCUCCACCAGCUCCAGUUCCAGUUCCAGCUCCACCUCCACUUCCAGCUCCACCUCCACUUCCAGCUCGACUUCCGUCUCCAGCUCGACUUCCGCCUCCAGCUCCACGAGCACCCUAUACCCAUCUUCCACCUACUCCCUUUCCAGCUCUACAAGCAAGACUGCAAGCGCUUCUUCACUACCCAGCAGCACAACUUCCAAGUCCACCGGUAGUCCCACCAGCUCCAAAACCACAUCUACUAUUACUUCGACACCAUCCAGCUCUUCUACCCGCUCUUUUGCCGCUUCACUAGAUGAAGAAGCCUACACGACCGAGUUCGGCCAGGACGGGUCCUGCACGGUCUACUACGAUGACAGCGACUACUACACAACGAUAUAUUUGACAGAUCCCAGCCAGUCUGUGGAUGCGUUCACCACUUACACCAGUACCAGUACGGUGUACCAAACCAUCUCAAUCUAG